GAGACUAGCCCGCCUUCAUGUUGGACACGCCUCUAUGUUCAGGGAACACCGCUUCAUACAUACACUGUUGUUAGCGACGUAGCCUCUACGGCCAAUUUCAUUUUUGACAUUUCCAUUUGCGACCCCUUCUCAGAACUUCACUUUUUGUCACGGCCAGGUGAAUGCACGAGUAGCGGUUUACUGGUUCAAAUUGUUGCUGGUGGCAGUCCUGCGAGCCCCUUUGAGUAUGCAUGUACAAUGAAGAGGCGUGUGGAGGACCAGGAACCAGUAUUUGCGCCCCAGCAACAGCAAGCACGACGUCCCCCAGUUCAAGGCAUUGCAGACAGCUUCCAGCACCGGGCCCUCGCCCCGGCUCCUACUGUGAUAGAGGCAGCUGCAGACAACAUGCAGCCAUCCACCGGCAUCCAGUAUUCUCUCCCCCAAGGCUACCAGGUGCCGACAAUGCCUCAGAGUACAAGUGGACAUGGACACGGACAUGGACAUAACAAUACUGCACCACAUGUUGGUUCCCACGCACACAGCCUGGCAGUUCAGUCCCAGGGCCCUGCAGUGGUCCAGGGUCACGUUCAUCCACCUGCACCCAUGACUUCCACCCAAGGACAGCAGUUUCAGCGGCUGAAGGUUGAAGAUGCCUUGUCCUAUCUGGAUCAAGUGAAGCUGCAGUUUGGAAAUCAGCCACAAGUUUAUAAUGAUUUCCUUGAUAUUAUGAAAGAGUUCAAGUCACAGAGCAUAGACACUCCUGGAGUCAUUAAUCGCGUGUCCCAGCUCUUCAAGGGUCAUCCAGACCUCAUUAUGGGUUUUAACACCUUCUUGCCACCUGGAUAUAAGAUUGAGGUUCAAACCAACGAUCUAGUCAAUGUGACCACGCCAGGUCAGAUCCACUACAUCACCCCUCAUGGAAUAUCUGUUCAGAACAUCCCUAUAAGUGGAGUGUCCAGCCAACCUGCGAGCCACAACCAGCACCAGAGUCUGCCACAUGCUGGCCCGCACACCACCACCACCACCACAACCACCACCCCCACUGCCCCACCAACCCCCACCCAACCUGCUCCAAAUAAAACCAGCAAGCCAAUUCAGUCUCCGGCCCACACACCCACCAGCCAACCCAACCCAUCCAUCCCAUCCUACGCCUCACCGCGCUCACCUUCAGUCCAGUCCCACACUCCUGUGAGCAGCACGCCGUCCGGUGGGCCACCCCUCCAGAACAACCAGCCUGUGGAGUUUAACCACGCUAUAAAUUAUGUGAACAAGAUCAAGAACCGUUUCCAGGGCCAGCCAGACAUCUACAAAGCCUUCCUUGAAAUCCUUCACACAUACCAGAAGGAACAACGAAAUGCUAAAGAGGCAGCAGGUAACUACACCCCAGCACUGACUGAGCAGGAGGUCUACACUCAGGUGGCAAGACUCUUCAAGAACCAGGAGGACCUGCUCUCCAGAGUUUGGACAGUUUCUGCCAGAUGCAAAAGCUCAUUGCUGCUGUGCAAGACUACACCAGACAGGGCAGAGUCGGUGCGUAAUGAUCAUGGUGGCACAAUAAAGAGGCCCUUGCUGAACAGCAAGCAGAGACUGAGCCAGAACGGCCUGCCAAUCAGGAGACCUGCUGGAGUGGGAGCCACACCGCCUGUCAAGAAAAAGCCCAAAAUAUUGGGGAAGGACCAUGGCAUGACUGAAGUCGGCAAACACAGCACCAGCACGGAAACUAUGUUCUUUGAGAAGGUGAAGAAGGCUCUGCGGAGCUCCGAGGCGUAUGACAACUUCCUGCGGUGUCUUCACAUUUUCAACCAAGAAGUGAUCUCUCGUGCUGAGCUGGUCCAGUUAGUCAUCCCGUUUCUUGGAAAAUUCCCAGAGCUUUUUACAUGGUUUAAAAACUUCCUGGGCUACCGGGAGUCGAGUCACGGGGAGUCGAGCCUCACCGAGAGUUUACCCAAAGAGCGUGCAACAGAGGGCAUUGCUAUGGAGAUUGACUAUGCAUCCUGCAAGAGGCUGGGGUCCAGCUAUAGAGCACUGCCAAAAAGCUACCAACAGCCCAAGUGCACAGGAAGGACGCCGCUGUGCAGAGAGGUUCUGAAUGACACGUGGGUGUCGUUUCCAUCGUGGUCUGAAGACUCUACAUUUGUGAGCUCCAAGAAGACUCAAUAUGAAGAGCACAUUUACAGAUGUGAGGAUGAGCGCUUUGAGCUGGAUGUCGUGUUGGAAGCCAACCUUGCCACGAUACGAGCCCUGGAGACGGUGCAGCGGAGGAUGUCUCGCAUGUCUGCUGAGGAGCAGCUGCGCUUCAGGCUGGACAACACAAUGGGCGGCUCCUCAGAGGUCAUUCACCGCAAAGCUAUCCAGAGGAUAUAUGGAGACAAGGCCAACGACAUCAUCGACGGGCUUAAGAAGAACCCAGCUGUGUCUGUUCCCAUAGUGCUGAAAAGAUUAAAAAUGAAGGAGGACGAGUGGAGAGAAGCCCAGAGAGGAUUCAACAAAAUCUGGCGGGAUCAGAAUGAAAAGUAUUACCUGAAGUCACUCGACCAUCAGGGCAUCAACUUCAAGCAGAAUGACACCAAAGUGAUGCGUUCAAAGACCUUACUCAAUGAAAUUGAAAUGCUAUAUGAUGACCGCCAGGAGCGAGCAUCAGAGGAAACUGCCUCACCACCACCGAGCGGCCCUCACUUGACCCAGACCUAUGACGACAGCCAGAUCCUGGAGGACGCUGCUGCCCUCAUCAUCCACCACGUCAAAAGACAGGUGGGCAUCCAGAAAGAAGACAAGUACAAGAUCAAACAGAUCAUCCACCACUUCAUCCCUGACCUGCUGUUUGCACGACGAGGGGAGCUCUCUGAUGUUGAGGAAGAGGACGAAGACGAGGAAGAAGAAGCCAUGGAGAUGGAUCCUGACGUCCCCAAGAAGCACAACGGCCUUCCAGGCAGCAGCCCAUCAAAGUCCAAGCUCCUCUUCAGCAACACGGCAGCUCAGAAGCUGCGGGGCACAGAUGAUGCCUAUAACAUGUUGUUCAUGAACAACUACUGGUAUAUCUUCCUUCGUCUUCACCACAUCCUCUGUUCUCGUUUGCUGCGGAUUUACGGGCAGGCUGAGAAACAGAUUGAGGAGGAUGCCCGUGAGCGAGAGUGGGAAAGAGAAGUGUUGGGGUUCAAAAGGGAGAAAAAUGAAAAUCCAGCAAUCCAACUGAAGAUGAAGGAGCCAAUGGAUGUUGAUGUUGAGGACUAUUACUCGGUGUUUCUGGAAAUGGUGCGCAAUCUUUUGGAUGGAAACAUGGAGCCGACUCAGUACGAGGACUCCCUGAGGGAAAUGUUUACUAUCCAUGCCUACAUUGCCUUCACCAUGGACAAACUCAUCCAGAGCAUCGUACGGCAGCUCCAGCACCUCGUCACUGAUGAUGUGUGUGCGCGUGUAACGGACAUGUACUUAAGCGAAAGUGCCAAUAAAUCCACGGGGGGCCCACUGUCCACGCAGACAUCCAGGGCCACAGCAGAGGGGGCCUACCAGCGUAAAGCAGAGCAGCUAAUGUCAGAUGAAAACUGCUUCAAGUUGAUGUUUGUAAAGAGUCGAGGAUCUGUCAGUCUGGCCAUGGAGCUGCUGGACACAGAAGAGGAAAACUCCGACGAGCCAGCCGAGGCAGAGGUCCGACAUAUUUAAUAUUGAAGUACAGUU
This is a messenger RNA of Cottoperca gobio, 3654 nucleotides long. Its product is annotated as paired amphipathic helix protein Sin3a-like. Gene Ontology annotation, biological process: negative regulation of transcription by RNA polymerase II. Gene Ontology annotation, molecular function: transcription corepressor activity. The transcript has 18 exons. The record is from RefSeq and is a predicted model, not a curated record. Bases 238 to 3639 code for a protein of 1133 amino acids. Gene Ontology annotation, cellular component: Sin3-type complex; chromatin. NCBI's taxonomy places the organism in Eukaryota, Metazoa, Chordata, Actinopteri, Perciformes, Bovichtidae.